AUGCCCGCUUCAACCUCCAUCAAGCUAAAUACUGGCGCUGAAAUGCCUACACUCGGUCUUGGGACAUGGAAGUCCCAGCCGGGAGAAGUGGAGGGUGCUGUAGAAUUCGCGCUGAAGAAUGGAUAUAAGCAUAUCGAUACAGCGACUGCAUAUGGUAACGAAGCUGAAGUCGGCAAAGGCAUCAAGGCAUCUGGUGUCACCCGAGCCUCUUUCUUUUUGACUACGAAACUCGAUAACCCUGACCAAAAAGAUCCAGAGGCUGCCCUGAAAUAUUCGCUUGAGCACCUCGGAACGGAUUAUCUCGAUCUUUGGCUUAUGCACUGGCCUGCACCGAUGUUCGACCGCAAGACUCCUGAUAAAUCAGUUAACUGGCUUGAUACAUGGAAGAAAAUGGAGGAUAUUUACAAGAAAUAUCCUAAAAAAGUGAAGGCUAUUGGCGUGUCAAAUGUCUCUGUCGAAUUCAUGGAACAGCUGCUAGCAAUAGCCACUGUUGUCCCUGCAAUUAACCAGAUCGAACUUCAUCCAUCCUGCACCCAGCCAGAUGUAAUUGAAUUUUGCGCUAGCAAAGGAAUUGCCAUUACGGCUUACUCUCCAUUGGGUUCGGAGCAGUACUCGCUGUUGGAAAGUGACGUUGUAAAGAAAAUUGCGGACAAGUACAACGUUUCCCCUGUCACCAUCCUGCUGUCACUGUGGGCGAACAAGCCAAAUAUAUCAGUUCUCACCAAAUCUGUGUCUAACGCUAGGAUUGAAGCAAAUAAGAAGAUCAUUGACCUUUCUGACGGAGACAUUAGGGAGCUCGAUGCUAUAGACAAGACUUACCACUUCCGGAAAUGUCAUCCCUCUUGGACCGGCUGGGGAUCACUCGGUUUCUCUGAUUGUAUAUAGAUGCAUUGCCUCAGGACCGUAGAAACGCAGUGAGGAGACCUAUAAAUAUCAAGUGAAUGAAUGUACAAAAAUCGGAUGCUUUGUAGGAAAAUGCAAUAAAACUAAUGUACGGACUGGGGACAGUGCUCGUAUGAUCUCC
Molecule: messenger RNA, 1024 nt
Organism: Guyanagaster necrorhizus
Lineage: Eukaryota; Fungi; Basidiomycota; Agaricomycetes; Agaricales; Physalacriaceae
Product: Aldo/keto reductase
Exons: 8
Coding region: 1-885 (294 amino acids)
Source: RefSeq, a predicted model, not a curated record